AUGUCUACCUCUCCCGCUCCGUCUCCUUCGCUCGCGCCCGGUGGCUCACGCCAUGCCGCUACACCUCUUGACAAACAGCGAGUACAGCUCGAGAAGCUCUUGAAGGACCCCGCGAAACCGGCAUACAUCCCUCCUCCCCCGAAGGACAAGAGCAUUCGGCCCGCUCGCGAGAUGAUGAAGAACGUGCAGGGGUCCAGUGCUGGAGCAGGCAGUGGAGAAUUCCACGUGUAUAAAGCGAGCAGGCGGCGAGAGUACGAGCGACUGAAAGUGAUGGACGAGGAGGCACAGAAGGAAGCAGAGGAGGCCGAGUUUGAACGUCGGAAACGCGAACGGGAGGAGCAGGCGGAGGCCAAGACCUCGAAGAACCGCGCGAAACGACAGAAGAAGAAGGAACGCGCGAAGGGCAAGGGCACUGAAAAGGACGGGCAGGAGGAUGGUCCCACUGCGGGUCCGGAAGCAGCGCGCGAGCGCCCCGACGUACCGCUGAAGAAGCGGAGGCUGGUCAACGGCAAGGAGCUCGUGUUCCGGCGGCCGGGCGAGGGCAGCGACGACGAGGACGAGGAUGUUGGCCCGAACCCGCAAGACGCAUACGACGCGAUCCCCGACGCGCCCCCAGUGGCUAUCGCCGACACGCGGAAAAUCACGAUCAUCGAGGAGGACUGA
Trametes versicolor FP-101664 SS1 is the source of this 663-nucleotide messenger RNA. RefSeq names its product DUF1168-domain-containing protein. Bases 1 to 663 code for a protein of 220 amino acids. Gene Ontology annotation, molecular function: protein kinase binding; protein kinase inhibitor activity; double-stranded RNA binding. The record is from RefSeq and is a predicted model, not a curated record. Gene Ontology annotation, cellular component: nucleolus. Gene Ontology annotation, biological process: negative regulation of protein kinase activity. NCBI's taxonomy places the organism in Eukaryota, Fungi, Basidiomycota, Agaricomycetes, Polyporales, Polyporaceae. The transcript is spliced from 2 exons.